AUGAACACUAGUCUGGCCAUUGGGUCGGUGGGCCUGUACGAUGCAAUAUGCAGAGAUAUCGGUCGGUCGAUCGAGGCCGUCCGUCCUGUUGCAGUGGCAGACGUGACACCGGGCUCUGAGCGUCCGUCAAUGUCGAAUAAUGCUGAGUCGCUCACUGCGAGGAUUGAGCGUUUAGUACGAGAAAACAACCAACAGCGAGCAGAGCUCGAUCGCCUCCAACAUAAGAUCACGGAGGUCACCGACAUAUCCGAAGGCUGGAAAAUGAGAUACACGCAGCUAGAAAAGGAUCUUAUUAGGGAGCAAAGCAUAGUAUGCAGCUUGGAAGAAGCAUUGAGUAAUCUUCAACGCCAUGUACAUGAAGCUGUCCAAUCAUCGAGGCAGCGUCGAAUUCGCCAGGUCAACGGUGAAGACACUGCUUUGGCUCCCACGGAGGCUGAUCGGAACUGA
Aspergillus luchuensis is the source of this 447-nucleotide messenger RNA. RefSeq lists its product as uncharacterized. Lineage: Eukaryota; Fungi; Ascomycota; Eurotiomycetes; Eurotiales; Aspergillaceae. The coding region runs from base 1 to 447 and encodes 148 amino acids. The record is from RefSeq and is a predicted model, not a curated record. The transcript is spliced from 2 exons.